AUGUCUUGUCUUCAAGAUCUGCCCACCGAAUUGUGGCUGGAGAUCGCAGCAAAUUUGGGCGGCCAAGCGCUAUUUGCCUUCGCCCAAUCUUGCCAAGACCUAUACUACACCCUGCAGCCGACCGUUUUGAAGUUCAAUAUUAAAUACCAAAACAGCCUUCUACUGCAUUUGGCGGCGAAAACCAACAACAUUCCUCUUGCAAAAGCUUUGCUUCACUACGACGCCAGCGUCAAUGCCUUUUUCCAGAGAAAGACACCAAUCAUGAGGGCAUUGGAACACUCUUCUACCGAUGUGCUUAAACUUUUGUUGCAAGCGCCCGGGGUAGACAUCAACAUCCAGAACCGAGCUCAGGAGAGCGCUUUAUGGUAUGCCAUUAAGUAUGGCACAUGUCGGGCUCUCCUGGAGAUGGCAGUUGCCUGUCCGAGCCUCGAGGUGAACCUGAAACACAGGCGAGGUCGAACGGCGCUCCACCGAGCGGUAUGGGCAGGCAGGAUUGGACUCGUGCAGGUGUUGCUUUCUCAGGACAGCGAUCCCAAUGCCAAAGAUGACCACGGCCACUCUUCAUGGGACUGGGCGUGCGAAAACAAGAGGCCUUCCAUGAAGAGCAUGUUCUCGAAGACGCCGGGCUCUGGAUACCCAUUCGAUAUCGACCUGAUGUAUCAUGAUGAGCUACCCCUUCAUCAAGCUGUGGCCCACGGUUCAAUGGAUGCUAUACGGCUGCUACUGAAACAAAAACACGUGAGACUAGAAGCUCACGAUCGGGACGGCAACACGCCGCUCCAUCUCGCGGUUCGUAGUGGAAGCCGAGAAGUGAUUGAUUUGCUGCUAUGCCACCCAGGUGUUAGCGUUAAUUGCAAAGACAAGAAUGGAAACACGCCGCUCUGGUUGUCUACAUACCUGUCAUGUGACGCGGUCACCGAAAGACUUUUGGAGGAGCGGCGCGUUAAAGUCAAUUUCAUUGGGGGACACGGUGACUUCCAGGCACCCUCGACUUCUCUGCACCACGCCGUGCUAAAGUCAAACACAGCGGCACUGCAGCGUCUCCUGGCUGUGCCGGGGAUCGAGCCCGGUUUUUGCGCUGCAGGCCAGUCGCCCUUUGCUCUCGCGUGCGCGCACGGACGCGUCGACGCGAUGAAGGUGCUGCUGAACACGGGCCGCAUAGAUAUCAACGCGGGCGGACUAGGAGAUCCACCGAUUUGUCAGGCAGUGGAAAGGGGCCAGCUAGAAGCUGUGCGUCUCUUGGUGCAGCAGGGCGAGCGUCUGCAGAUCAACCGGGAGAUCAUGAUGGCUCACGACACUGCGCUCUGCAUAGCUGCACGGGAUGGAAAUUCGGAGAUAGCCCGGGCUCUGCUACGCCAUGACCAGAUCGAUCCGAAUCUCGAGAACCAGUGGCCCCAAGCACCCCUGGCCUUGGCAGCACAGGGGGGGGCACCUGCUAGUCCUGGACGCGCUACUAGCGGACCCGAGACUGGCACUGUGCAGUGUAACCAGGGCGCUGGACUUUGCAUCCAGCGACUCUGUUCGGAGCGUGAUUCAGAGCAAGAUUGA
This is a messenger RNA of Penicillium cinerascens, 1548 nucleotides long. Its product is annotated as ankyrin repeat domain-containing protein. The transcript is spliced from 2 exons. Bases 1 to 1548 code for a protein of 515 amino acids. The record is from RefSeq and is a predicted model, not a curated record. Gene Ontology annotation, molecular function: protein binding. NCBI's taxonomy places the organism in Eukaryota, Fungi, Ascomycota, Eurotiomycetes, Eurotiales, Aspergillaceae.